GUGACUCUAGCACAUGGCCGACAGCCCUGAGUGGGUGAGAGGAGGUGUGAUCGCCACCCCUCAGGGUGGGGGUCACCAGAUUUUUCUGCUCUUCCUUUUUCUGUGGGAGCACAUGACGAGCUCUUAGGGCUCAGGAAACACUACAUGAAGGUGACGAUGACCAGAGAAUGUGCUCUUCUCUGUCAGAUGGUCAUUGCAGCUCCUUUUGUGUAAAGGCCCACCCCACCCUUUGUCUGCUGAACUGUUUGCCAUAAGUAUGUAUUAAUUUUUCCAUUAAAAAAAGUGAAUUAAGAGUGAACAACAACAAAAAAGAGUAAACAACAGCUGCAGAGGUGGAUAGAGAUUGCACCCAAAUUUCUGCCUAAUGAACUUUUAGGUUCAUUUUAUGAAAAUGUAUUAGAUACUAGGUACAUAGUCGAAUGCAUAUGAGGAAUAUAGACUCAGAAGUGUACACUGGGGGAUGUCCCAGAGGGUGCACAAUGUGGACCCUCCCCUAGAACACCCCAAGACGUGCUCUGUCUGUCUGUGCCCCGAUGCCUGCAGUGAUAGAAGUCCUAGUAUGGCUUCAAAAACAGCCCGUUCUUAAGUGGUUUUGGCCCACUUAUAAUUAUUAGUGUUCUUUCCUUAGGCUCGACUCAGUUUCUGAGUUGUAUCUUCUGAAGCUGCUCUCUCUCCCACGUGACAGCCCUCCAGAUAGCUGAAGCCCCGACACGAAUGUCACUUCCAGCCUGCACAGCCCCUCCUCGUACAGGUGCUGUGGACCAGGAGGCUGAGAGCCGGCAGCAGCCUGCACCGCUCACAGCACACAGCACGCUGUCGGCCUCACACGGGGGCCCGUCUCAAGUGUUUGUGUGGAUGACGUGUGCACAGAAGAAGGGGUUUGGGCGGGAGAAGGGCUUCCUCGGAGGGCAGCGUCUGGUCUCUACAGGAAGCUGAAGUGAAAGGAUCCGGGGAAGAGGUCCCCGCAUCCAUGGACACAAUGACCAAAAGCCGGUUCUUCCGCCUGUGGCUGGUCUUGGGGUCCGUCUUCAUGAUCCUCCUGAUCAUCGUGUACUGGGACAACAUGGGCACCGCCCACUUGUACCUGCACACUUCCCUCUCCAGGCCUCACAUCCUGCAGCCCUUCCCCAGCCCCAAGCCAGGGGACGGUAAGUAUUUCACCGCCAGCAUUGAGGAGAUCUUGGAGAAGCUCCUCAGUGCUCAUGCGAAGCAGAACAUCCUUCUGGGUAGAAAGGUGGAGCAGCCCUCCCUGCUGGCCUCCAGCAAGCCUGUGCUCAGCAACAUGGAAGAGAGUGUGAGGGGCUACGACUGGUCCAGCCACGACGCCCAGCAGAGCCCGGACCCAGACGGGCGGCAGGCCGAACGGAGGAGCGUGCUGAGGGGGUUCUGCGCCAAUGCCAGCUUUGUGUUUCCCGCCAAGGAGCGCUCUUUCGAUGACAUUCCCAACUAUGAGCUGAACCACCUCAUCGUGGACGACCGCCACGGGGUCAUCUACUGCUAUGUGCCCAAGGUGGCCUGCACCAACUGGAAGCGCGUGAUGAUCGUCCUGAGCCAGAGCCUCUCGGACCAGGGCACGCCCUACCGUGACCCCCUGGACAUCCCCCGGGAGUACGUCCACAACUCCAGCACCCACCUGACUUUCAACAAGUUUUGGCGCCGCUACGGGAAGUUCUCCCGCCACCUCAUGAAAGUUAAGCUGAAAAAGUACACUAAGUUCCUGUUCGUGCGGGACCCCUUCGUCCGCCUCAUCUCGGCCUUCCGCAGCAAGUUCGAGCUGGAGAACGAAGAGUUCUACCAGAAGUUCGCCGUCCCCAUGCUGAAGAGGUACUCCAACCACACCAGCCUGCCCAAGUCGGUCAGCGAGGCCUUCAGUGCAGGCCUCAGGGUGUCCUUCGCCAACUUCAUCCAGUACCUGCUGGACCCUCACACCGAAAAGCUGGCGCCCUUCAACGAGCACUGGAGGCAGGUGCACCGCCUCUGCCACCCCUGCCAGAUAGACUACGACUUUGUGGGGAAACUGGAGACCCUGGACCAGGAUGCCACCCAGCUGCUCCGGCUUCUCAAGGUGGACAGGCUGCUCCAGUUCCCCCCGAGUUACCGGAACAGAACUGCCAGCAGCUGGGAGGAAGGCUGGUUUGCCAAAAUUCCCCUGGCCUGGAGGCGGCAGCUUUACAAACUCUACGAAGCAGACUUCGUCCUCUUUGGCUACCCCAAGCCUGAAAAUCUACUUAGAGACUGAAGGCGUUAGGGGGAAAUCCUGAACACCAAAAAAAAAAAAAAAAGUGCUUGUGUUGUUACUUUAAACCUGAACGAAGGGCCUGUGGUACCGCGACCACCUCCCGGAGGAUGGAGCAAUGCGUCGCUGCGUGUAUUUUUAUGUGGCUUUGUUUCUCUCCUGGUGUGACACAUCGCAGAGUUCCACAGUGCUCCUGUUGGCGAGUCAGCUGGAAACACCUGGAAUUGACCACACCCACACUCUCGUUUGUAAAAUACCCUGCGAUUUUGCAGUCUAGACUUGCUGUUUACUCCCUCCCUGUAUUCAUCGAGUACUGUGUUAAUAUUGUUUUUUAAGAUUAAUAUAUUUCAGAUAUUUAAUAUGAAAAGUGGAGAAGGAAAUGGUGGAGUAAAAGGUUACA
Molecule: messenger RNA, 2636 nt
Organism: Globicephala melas (long-finned pilot whale)
Lineage: Eukaryota; Metazoa; Chordata; Mammalia; Artiodactyla; Delphinidae
Gene: CHST12
Product: carbohydrate sulfotransferase 12
Biological process (GO): carbohydrate biosynthetic process; proteoglycan biosynthetic process
Cellular component (GO): membrane
Molecular function (GO): sulfotransferase activity
Source: RefSeq, a predicted model, not a curated record